This is a messenger RNA of Beta vulgaris subsp. vulgaris (sugar beet), 813 nucleotides long. Lineage: Eukaryota; Viridiplantae; Streptophyta; Magnoliopsida; Caryophyllales; Amaranthaceae. The record is from the annotation of a RefSeq genome assembly.
AUGACUACCCACCAUUCUUUUUCAUUUAUCCUUAUUUUGUUUUUCUUUAUCUGUCUUUGCAUUUUCUUUUAUCGAAGAAAAGGGCAUUUUUGUCUUUUCUUACUUAUUCAUUUUCUCCUUCUUUUGUUCUCUUAUUUCUUGCGGUCCUUUCUUUUUGAGACCCUUUUUACUUUAGUAGGAGGCAUUGUGACAGCUACUUCUGUUAUUCAUCAUAAUGUCUCCUCUGGCUCUAGUGGGUCGGAAUUGAGCGGUCCUCCACCUUUGGAGUCCUCCUCCAGCACAGAGUCCUUGGGCACUUACCGCAAUAUUAUAGCGGCCGAGUCCGAGGCGCAGAUCUAUCAGCGGAUCCAGGCGCUGGAGGGGGGACUAUAUUCUAAUCUUCCCCCGCAGAAUGAGCCGGGGGAAUAUGCGGGUAUCGUCCGCGCCCACUUUGAUCAAGCCAUAACUGUAGAUCAUUAUCUCCUUAUCUUUGAUAAGGAGAGAUUUGAUCUACAGGUAUUGGAAGGCAAGGCCGUCUUGCAAGAUAAGCUCUUUGAGCUUAUGCUUAGUCAGCCGAAUUUGCCCAGAAUUUAUGAAAUAUGCCUCCAUAAUCAGGGAGAUAUCCGAAAGGAGGCAUAUUCAUUCCUACAAGAGAAGGUGGAACCAUUUAGUGACCCGGAGGUCGCUGCUCAGAGGGAUCGGAUGUCCCAAUCGCUCGCGAGCUUUACUCAGCAGCUGAACGAGCACGGUAGAAAUUCCGAAAUUUACCAGGAAUUCUACCGGGAGUUUACGGAUGAGAACUUCCGUCGCUCGCUCGGGUUGCCCUUACCUUAG